Messenger RNA from Molossus molossus (Pallas's mastiff bat), 2349 nucleotides. Its product is annotated as E3 ubiquitin-protein ligase RLIM-like. The record is from RefSeq and is a predicted model, not a curated record. Gene Ontology annotation, cellular component: cytoplasm; nucleoplasm. Gene Ontology annotation, molecular function: ubiquitin protein ligase activity. NCBI's taxonomy places the organism in Eukaryota, Metazoa, Chordata, Mammalia, Chiroptera, Molossidae. The coding region runs from base 1 to 2349 and encodes 782 amino acids. The transcript is spliced from 2 exons. Gene Ontology annotation, biological process: protein ubiquitination; ubiquitin-dependent protein catabolic process; random inactivation of X chromosome.
AUGGAAAACUCAGACUCUGGCGAGGAAGGAGAUGGAUCUGUGGCCCGGCGCAGAAGUCAGAUGGCCCGAUUGGUUCGGGAGGAUUUCCAUCGAUUUGUCAGUAACCUGAGUGAAGACGAUUACAAGCUUCUGGGGGGCAACAAUCUGCCAGGCAACCCGGGUGAGAGCACAGAAGCAGAGCUGCGAAGAUUUCAGCUAAUUAAAGAAAACCUACUGGAAAACUCAGAUGAAAAUACAGGUGAAGGAGACUCUUCAGAUGAUGUGUCUAGCAGUGACUCUUUAAUAGACUGGCUUACCUCUUUUGAACCAACUGAAAAUGUGACAAGGGGGCAAAGAGAAUACCAGCCUUGGAGAGAAAUGAACCAGGUUAAUCCACACAGUGAUUUCAGAUUCAGGUCAGAAAUAAAUAUUAACUUUCAUAACGGGAGAGCAAGAGUAGAGAAUAAAUACGCACCAUCUACAAGACUUCCCAAGGGAGAAAAUAGGGAAAACAGCCAAAGUCAUAUGGAAAACCCACAAUCUGAAUCAAGAUUUACGAGACCAUCUAGAUCAGAACGAAGUGCAAAUGGAGCGUCAACAGAAGUCCCACCUCCCAUAGGUCAGAAUAGAGCAAGCAGCACAAGCCCAGACCAUAGUAGAACCAGAGCAACAACUGAAAGAAGGUCACCUCCUUGUUCACUGGGUCAGCUUUCACAAAGACUUCAUCAUAGUCAAUCAUCUCCAAAGAGUGGCUCUGUAAGAGACCAGCUGAAUUCUUGCAAACAAACUGAAAUUGUGACAAGUGGGCAGAGAGAACAACAGCCUUGGAGGGAAGGGAGCCGGGUUAAUCCACACAGUGAUUACAGAUUCAGGUCAGAAAUAAAUAUUAACCUUCAUAAUGGGAGGGCAAGAGUAGAGAAUAAAUAUGCACCAUCUACAAGACUUCCCAGAGGAGAAAAUAGGGAAAACAGUCAAGGUCAUAUGCAAAACCCACAAUCUGAAUCAAGAUUUACGAGAUCAUCUAGAUCAGAACCAAGUACAACUGGAGCGUCAACAGAAGUCCCACCUCCCAGAGGUCAGAAAAGAGCAAGCAGCAGAAGCCCAGACCAUAGUAGAACCAGAGCAACAACUGAACGCAGGUCACCCCCACAUUCACUGAGUGAACUUUUACGAGGACUGCAUCACAGUGUAUCAUCUCCAACCUUUGAGCAGCCGUUGGUAAAUGCGACUGAGAGAUUUUUUAGAACUCAGCACCAAGAAACAUUGAGACAGCAAAUAACUGGAGUUGAAUUACAAAAUAGGGGUCUUUUUGCAACUUCUGGAACAAGAAAUAACAUUCAAAGAGAAUCUUCUCCAGACACAGCCAGUGAUAGUGAAUCUUGUGGACUGAGACAAAUAAACUCAACCAUAUGCUUCUAUUCUGAAGUGGAACGAGUUCAUCCUGUAGCAUAUUCUGAGAGAGACCGCCUAACUAGUAUAACUCAAAAAACACCCGAGACACCAAAUAACACUGUCACUUUAGAAAGUGAACAAGGAGAACUUAGCCAUAUGUUUUCACAUUAUGAACAGGCAGAUAUAAGGGCUUACGUUAGUACCACUGGAAUUCCCAUUUGUAGAAUUUUAAAUAUGGGUUUAAACACAUCUGGUGCAAUUCAAAGCACGUUAAGGCAGACAAUGACAGAUUUUAGUGACUCAAGCAAUCUUAUGUACAGUGACUGUGAUUUAGAGCCUUGUCUCUUAGCCAGAAGUCAAAACAUGGAUAGGACAGAGUCUCCCAAUGGAAGAGAUUGUUUUCAUGGUAGAAGGAGUUCCGGUUCUACUUCAAAUUCUAGCUGUGAUUCCUGUUCACAUUCCACAUUGCCUUCUAGUUUAAACUCCAGUUACACGUCCAGUUCCAGCUCCAAUCUGAUGCCCAGUUCCAGCUCCAGUCUGAUUUCCAGUUCCAGCUCCAGUGAUGAAAAUUCAGAAAUUAGCCCACUGUUCUCUGAAGGCAGUGACGAAAGAAGAGUGUCACCACACUUAUCAUCAGAAACUAGAAGUGACAGUAGAUCUAUGACCCCAAUAAUAUUUGAUGAAAGUGACUCUUGGGCCUCUCUUGAUCAGUUUUUUCUCUUGAAUGAUAAUCAUAAUCAUCCUACAGGACUCAGCAAAGCACAGAUUGACAACUUGGUUAUAAGAUCUUUUGUUGAAAAUGAUACACUAAAAGCCUGUAUCAUUUGCAUGACAGAGUACACAGAAGGCAACAAGCUUCGCAGCCUACCUUGCUCCCAUGAAUAUCAUGCCCACUGCAUUGAUCGCUGGCUGGCUGACAACUCUACCUGUCCUAUUUGUCGCAGGAAAGUAGUAGAUUCUGGUGAGAGAAAACUCUAA